Messenger RNA from Colletotrichum graminicola M1.001, 1362 nucleotides. RefSeq lists its product as uncharacterized. The record is from RefSeq and is a predicted model, not a curated record. The transcript is spliced from 2 exons. NCBI's taxonomy places the organism in Eukaryota, Fungi, Ascomycota, Sordariomycetes, Glomerellales, Glomerellaceae. Bases 1 to 1362 code for a protein of 453 amino acids.
AUGAUCUAUCCCUUGGCUCUCGUCGCCCUCGCCGGUCUUGCCACCGCUUCGCCUGUCACCCAAGCUUUCGAUCCCAACGCCGUCCUAGCUGCCCCUACGCCCUCCUUGACCGGCCCUCCUAUCGCUGCUGCGGCCCAGACGGGUGUAUACGACCCGUCUGCUGCUGCUGCUGUCGCCUCCGCUGCGGUCACUGAUGUAGCCUCAGCGAGUGCCGCUUCGUCCCUCCCGGCUGGAGUGGGGCGGCGAGGCUUCUGUUUCCUUUGGUUCUGCAUGGGAACUCCGACUUCCAUGAGUACGUCGCAAAAUGGGUGGCCUACAAGCACCUCAAGCUGUACGACAUCAUCGACUAAGUCAGCCGUCGUUACCGUAACCACAUCUUCUUCCGCUCCUGUGAUCACAAGUAUUCCCUCCGUCACCUUACCUCCCUCGACCUGUACGCCAAUCAGCUGGACCAACACCUUUGCGUUCACUACCGCGACGGGCUGCGCUGCUCCCUUUGAAGUUGGUACCUACUGUGGGUUUAUCAACCCGGAAGACCCUUGUGCUCCCCAACCUGAUGGAAACGGCCCAAAGGUUCUGCCGGACACCAUCGAGCAGUUUAAAGCGUUCCCGGCGUUCCACCAGACUGCCCUGGGUGCGGUGACACCGUCUGGAUAUGCUUCGACUUUCAAGGAUCUCAACGCCUCCGUGAAUGCCAACACCUAUCUCGGCCUCCACACUCUUCAGAGUUACGAUGUCGCCAAGUGCGCUAGCUACUGCGACAGCACCAGCCUGUGCACCGGAAUCAACAUUUACAUUGAGCGCGACCCGUCCAUCAACCCUGGCCAAUGUUCUUGCACCAACCCGUCAUCCAUCACCAACUACAAGUGCACUCUCUGGGGCUCCGGUGUUGACAAGGCUGCUGCGACCAACUUCGGCCAGCCGAGAGAUGGAUUCCAAGUCGUCAUUGCCGGCUCCAACGGAUAUGAGAAGACGAACAACACUACGCCGGUGACCCCCCCUGGCUGGACCAAGCCCCAGAACUGCGGCGGUUCUAUCCACAACCACCCCUCUACUUGCCUUGGUCAGAAGUUCUUCCCGGGCCCGUUCGAUGUCAAUCUUUGCUCCUCUUAUGCCGCCGCCCAGAAUGCCCAGAACUCCAAGUUCCUCGGCCUGGCGUCUUGGGCCAGCUGGUUCGGCUACAGCCCUCUGAAGUGCAACUUCUUCAACGCCUUCAUGGUCAAGGAGAACGGCAUUCCUCAGGGCACUUACUGCAGUCUCUUCACUCAGCAAUACGCCCCCUCAGGUGCUACCUACCAGCCUGGCAACAGCGGUGGCAUUUCCUGGGGUUUCGAGAGCAGCUGGAGCUUCUGCUCCUCUUAA